AUGGGUUCCCUAAGUACAUCGGAUCUAUUCAGUGUCAAGGGCCGCGUGGCGCUGGUCACCGGGGGAAGCAGCGGCAUUGGCCUCAUGAUAUCCAGAGGACUAGUAGCCAAUGGAGCCAAGGUUUACCUGGUGGCCCUGCCGAGCGAUCCAAUUGCUGAAACUAUUCAAGACCUGAAUCACCUGGGGCGUGAUACUGGCGGAAGCGCAGAAGGGUAUCUACUCUUGCCAAUGUCAAUACAGGAGCUUGCUGAAAAGAUCUCCAAGAUGGAAACAACUCUAGACAUGCUCAUCUCGAAUGCGGGCAUCCGUCGCGAUCCACCGAAAGCAUGCAAUGUCCUCACAGCGCCGCUACGUGAGCUUCAAGCUUCGAUGUGGUCAAUUGAUCAGAAGGACUGGGAAGAUACGUUUCGGGUAAAUACCACAGCACAUUACUUCCUCAGUGUGGCAUUGCUUCCAUUACUUGCUGCAGCCGCCGAUCAGCCAACGAGCGAUGGCGGCAAGGGCCGAGAUGAGGGAAGAGGUGUUAUUGUCGUCACCAGCUCCUGCGCGAGUAUGCACAAUGCUACUAAUGUGGAUCUAACGAGCUAUGCGACAAGCAAGGCCGCAACCGAUCACCUUGUAAAACUGUUGGCGGCCAAAUACAAUCGGUUCUACGUCCGAGUUGUGGGCAUCAACCCCGGAUUUGUACCAAGCAAUAUGAAUCCUGUCGGUGCUGCAGGAAAUAUCUUCAGUUCGCUUUUCGACAAAGUGCCGGCGAAAAGAGCAGGAACGUCACAGGAUAUUGCAGGGGCAGUGAUUUACCUCGUGAGCAAAGCAGGGUCAUAUGUCGAUGGCAUUUCGCUUUGCGUAGAUGGGGGUCGUAUUCUGUUGGCGAACGGACAGGAGUGA
Molecule: messenger RNA, 888 nt
Organism: Penicillium cinerascens
Lineage: Eukaryota; Fungi; Ascomycota; Eurotiomycetes; Eurotiales; Aspergillaceae
Product: SDR family NAD(P)-dependent oxidoreductase
Exons: 5
Coding region: 1-888 (295 amino acids)
Molecular function (GO): oxidoreductase activity
Source: RefSeq, a predicted model, not a curated record